Molecule: messenger RNA, 306 nt
Organism: Adineta steineri
Lineage: Eukaryota; Metazoa; Rotifera; Eurotatoria; Adinetida; Adinetidae
Source: the annotation of a GenBank genome assembly
AUGGCAUCGAAAGCAUUAAAACGUAUUAUUCCAUUAUUUGAUCGUGUACUUGUUGAACGUUUUGCCGCCGAAACUACAACAAAAGGUGGAUUACAUCUCCCUGAAAAAUCGUUAGGAAAAGUACUUAAUGCAACUGUCAUCGCUGUUGGUAAAGGUCUUAAAUAUAAGGAUGGUGAACAUGUACCAGUAAGUGUUCAAGCCGGUGAUAAAGUUCUAUUACCAGAAUAUGGUGGUACUAAAGUUGAAAUAGAUGAUAAAGAAUAUUUCAUCUUUAAAGAAGCCGAUAUUCUUGCUAAAUGGGAAUAA